AUGUCAGAAUUAGAUUAUUAUUGGGAUUUAUCAUCAAAUAAUCCAGAAUUACGUGAAAAAUCAGCUUUAAAAAUUAUUGAAAAUGUUCGAUUAACUAUCCCUAAAAAUCCAAAAAAACAAAAUUAUAAGGAUCCAGAACAAAUUUUAGAAAACCUUUUAGGAGAAAAUGGUUUUUAUGCAUUAAAAAGACUGGUAAAAGGUCUUUCAAGUAGUAGAGAUCAUAGCCGGUUAGGAUUUUCAACAACAUUAUCAGAGUUUCUUUCAGAAUUUAAAGAUAUAGAUGUGGAACAUGUUGUUAAGUUAAUUGAAAAAUAUACAGCAAUACAGGGGAAUCUUUCUUCAAAUGAAGAAAGAGAUUUUUUGUUUGGUAGAUUAUUUGGUUUGAAAGCAAUUUCAGUCUCUAAAAUACUUCAAAAGACAAAAUCUAUAGAAAAGAUUGAAAAUAUAAUUAGCAUAUUGGUUUCAUUAUCUUUAAAAAAAGGAUGGCUUAGAGAGCCAUGUUUUUCUGUGAUAAAUAAUAUAUUAAUACAACUUAAAAGUCAUGAUCAGUCUCAUGAGAUUUAUAGUAUGGUACUAAAAAAGAUAUGUGAUUCAAAACUCUCCAAAACACAAGAAGGAGUUGCAAUAAUAUUAACAAUUCAAAAAAUCAUUAAAAAUUUAAAAUCUAUUGGAGAUACUCAAUGGAAUCCUUUGAGUCCACUUGAUUCUUCUAACUUGGAAACUUUGGCUAAGGUUCUAAAAGACGUUAAUAUUGACUCAGAAACAAAACAAAGAGGAAACUGGAGCACAAAAUUACAUUUUGUAUGGGACAUAAUUAUAGAAAUAUAUACAUCAGAAACAAGCAAUAUUGUGAAUUUAUCAUUUUUAGAUUUCUGGACUAAAAUUAUCGAUGAAUCUUUUUUUUCAGCAACAUCAUCUCUUGAAAAAAAAUUUUGGGGAUUUCAAAUAUUUAAUUUAACAUUACCUAAAAUUGAAAUUUCAGAUAUAUCACAUAUGUUUUCUAAAAAUUUUAUGCGAUGUUUUAUAAAUCAUUUAUCGAAUAAGGAUAGAUAUUUAAAUAAGAUUUCAAACAAAGUGCUUCUAUGUAUACUUUCUGUGGCUGAUACUCGAAAAGAGACUAUUCUUCCAAUAAUUAAAUCACUUUUGGGACCUUUAGGUGCUUUAAAUUUUGAUAAAAUCACGAAAACCAAACUUAUAGAAUCUUUAAUUUCUUUAUCAACUGAAAAAGAAUUGUGGGAUAUUUUACAAUUACUAAAGACAAUUACAUGUUUUCCUCAUUCGAAAGAUACAAAAGAUAUAGAACAAAAACGUCAGAUUUCAAUUGAUAUUAUGCUUAGUAUUUUAAGAAAUAAGAAAUGCAAUAAAAGUAACGAGUGGAUAACAGAUUAUAUUACAUUUUUUUCAACUUAUGGAUAUUUUAAUCUUAAGUCAAACUCAGAAAAUUCGUUUUCUUCUAAUACAAAAAUUAUAUUAAGAUCUCGUCUUUCAUCAUCUCUUGCAUAUUUGAAUUCUCAAAAUGAAUCUAAUAUAAAAUCUUGUAAAAAUAUCCAUGAACAAAUUUUUUGGUCUUCUUUUGUUGUUAAAUUAAUCAUUUCUUUGUCUAAAUCAGAAAAAUAUGAUUUAUCAAUAAAUAUGGAUCCAGAAAUUCAUGAUCUUAAAAAUAAAUCCAUAAAAAUUUUUAAAAAAAUUCUGAAAAAAAAAUCUAAUUCACAAGGAAAUAUACUAUAUGAACUUUUUGCUUUUGAAUUAUUAUAUUCAUUAUCAAUUAUACAACUUCAUAAUGAUGAUCCAGAGGCUAGUUCAGUUCUUAGAGAACUUAAAAUAUGUUAUAAUAAUUUUUUUAAAGAAAAAACUAAACCUGAACCUAAUGAAGAUACUGUUGAAGUUCUUACAGAUAUUCUAUUGGGAUUUUUAUCUAAACAAUCUAUUUUACUUCGAAAAUUGGUUGAACAAGUAUUUACAUAUUUUAUAUAUAAAAUAAACAAUAAGUGUCUUUCUUUAUUAAUAAAUGUUCUUAAAGCAAACGAAAAUUCGUUGAAAAAUACAUUAUUUCAAGAAACAGUUUCAGAUGAAGAUUAUGACAAUACUAAUAAUAAUCAUAAAUUAUUAAAUAAUAAUGAAAACGAUACAGAUGAUUUGGAUGAUGAAAUUAGCGGUAUUAAAAUAGAUAAUGAACUUGAGAAUAUAGUGAAAGAAGCUAUAAAUAUUCCUACUGAAAAUACUGAAAAUGACUCUCAAGAAUCUGCAAAUGAUCAACAAAUGUUUGAAUUAGAUAAGCAUAUAGCAGAUAUAUUAAAGCAAAGAAAAAAUCAAAAAAAUAAAAAGAAAAUUAUUAAUAUUAAAAAUAAUACUAUUGAUUUUAAAAGUAAAGUUUUAGAUAUAUUAGAUAUUUUUCUAAAAGCACGAAAUGAAGAUCCUAUCAUUUUCAAUUUAAUUAUUCCAUUAUUGGUUUUAAUACGUACUACUUCGAGCGAUAUUAUUUUAAAUAAAGCUCGAAAUUUAAUUGGAAAUAGAUUAUGCAAAGCAAAAAUUAAUAUGGAUAAUCUUAACAUUGAAACUAUUUUUGAUAUUCUUAAACAAGUACAUGGAGAUGGACUUAAAAUAAAAAAAAAGGUUCUAGGAACAGCACAUAGUCAGUGUAGUAUAUUCCUUAUUAAAAUAAUUAUUUCUAAAGAUAUAAAUUUAAUAAAUCGAGUAUUAAAAGUGUAUUUUAAUACUUUUAAUAUUUGGAUAACAAAACGAAAAAUAAAACUUCAUACUUCAUUCUUUACUGAUUUGAUAAAUUGGGGUAAUCAGUUUAAACAGGAAAACAAAAAGAUUAAUAGUAAAAAAAGAAAACUAAGUGUUAUAAUAUAA
Pneumocystis jirovecii RU7 is the source of this 2856-nucleotide messenger RNA. RefSeq names its product DNA-directed DNA polymerase. Gene Ontology annotation, cellular component: nucleolus. Gene Ontology annotation, molecular function: transcription factor binding; rDNA binding. The record is from RefSeq and is a predicted model, not a curated record. NCBI's taxonomy places the organism in Eukaryota, Fungi, Ascomycota, Pneumocystomycetes, Pneumocystales, Pneumocystaceae. Gene Ontology annotation, biological process: regulation of DNA-templated transcription. The transcript has 10 exons. Bases 1 to 2856 code for a protein of 951 amino acids.